Molecule: messenger RNA, 1554 nt
Organism: Cyphomyrmex costatus
Lineage: Eukaryota; Metazoa; Arthropoda; Insecta; Hymenoptera; Formicidae
Product: putative mediator of RNA polymerase II transcription subunit 12
Exons: 2
Coding region: 1-1554 (517 amino acids)
Cellular component (GO): chitin-based extracellular matrix
Molecular function (GO): structural constituent of chitin-based larval cuticle
Source: RefSeq, a predicted model, not a curated record
AUGCAGAUCCGGCCUCGCGUGACAGAGCCUCAAGUGUACUACGAGGAAGAGGACAAUCAGGCUGCGGAGGACGAGUUCGACACUGUGGCGGUUUAUCAGCCACGCACUCGCGCGCUUCCUUCGCCACGAUCUAAAGAUGCGUUGCACGGAUCGAAGCCGCCACCAGUGCAAACAAUCAGGAAUUAUAAUAAAGUUAAUGACGACGGAUCCUUCACCUUCGGCUACGAGGCGGCCGAUGGUUCCUUCAAGGAGGAGACUCGCGGUACUGACUGCGUCGUGCGUGGCAAAUACGGCUACAUUGAUCCGGACGGCAAUAAAAGAGAGUUCACUUAUGUCUCGGGCAAUCCCUGUGACCCGAACGCACCGAAGGAUGAGGAAGAAGAGGAGCCCGAAAAGGAAGAGGAAGAGCUCUCUGGACCGGCGAAUUAUCCCGUUAUCAGGCCUGUACCUCGACCUGUCUCAGUGAGACCCACGUAUCAACCGACCACUACUCGUGCACCCACUACGAUUUUCCAGACCGAGUACCAGCUUGACGACGAUGCCAGUCAGGAACUGACCGAGGAUGAUCUGAAGCCGCAGCUACGACCAUCAGCCUUUAGAAGACCUUCGACCUUGGUGCAAGUCACGCCCUCCACCUCCAUUUACGAAUCUUCGCCGUCCUCCAGUCCGUCUCUUUUUAGGCUAGCUUCCACCCCGGCCCAAUAUCAGACUACUGCGUCGCCUGUCAUCCGUAGCCAGCCUACAGUCACUUCGAACGUUUAUCAAUCGCUCGACACCACCACUCGCCGGCCGGUGACCCGUCAUCCCUCAGUCAGGGCUCAGUCGGUUGCGAUAACCCCACGACCCCACGUCGCCCAAGUAGCCGCGCAAUAUGUCUCCCCUAGUAGCACGGAACGUCCCAACAGUCUGCUCUACGCCCAGUCCCACCCCACGGUAUCACCAUUGCGCACCACGACCGCCGCUAAUGCGCCCCAUCUCGACUUUGCCGCCGAACUCGAGCGUUACGUGAACACGGUCGGCUCACACGUUUCCGCAGCCCCUGUUGCGAGGCCCCAGACCGCCCAAGCAUCGCCCCAAACCAGUUCGAGGGUUAAGUUGACCGGUCAGACAUCGGUCACCGCCACCUCCUCAGCCUCUGAGCCCAUCUACCAAUCGGAGCUCGUGUAUGAUCCCGCGACCGCCCAGCCCCAGUCCCUCCUCGGUCUGCAGCAGCUGCAGCCGUACCAGCAGGCCCAGCGUCCGGUCUACAAGCAGGCCCAAUCGGCGCCCACUCCGACCAUAGCCCAACCUCAGGAGGUGCUCUACAGGAAGCAGCAGAGCCAGCUAUUGCAGCAAUCCCAGCAACUCUAUGCACAACAACAACGUCGUCAGCAGCAGCAGCAGCAACAGCAACAGCAACAACAACCUCACAGGCUCCAGCUGCUGGAGUCGCAGAGAGAACCUCAGGCGUUCUACUACGUCGCGCCCUUGAAGGCCUCCGCUGCCCCUUCGUCCCUUUCAGUAGGUCAGAUCGAUCAGUUUCUCCGAGGUAGCCGCGCUAAUAAUAACUACUGA